AUGCUCUUCAAGCAACUCGUUCUUCUGGCCGUCAUUGCCGCUGCUACCGCUAUACCGGUGCCGGAAGACGGGCAUGUUAUUGUGGCACGUGCAGGUCCGCCUCCGCCGCCUCCACAAGGUCUAUCUGGAGAAAAGCGUGAUGCUCAAGAUCCUCCCCCGCCUCCUCCGGUUACCACGCCUCAUCCUCCCCACGGAAAGCGCAAUCCCCAAGGAGUUACCUCCACCUCUACUGUUAUCACCUCCACUGUCACCUCUACUGGCGUCACCUCUACUGGCGUCACCUCUACUGCUGCCACCUCUACUGGUGUCACCUCCACUGCUGCCACCUCCACAGGCGUCACCUCCACUGCUGCCACCUCCACAGGCGUCACCUCCACUGCUGCCACCUCUACUGGCAUUGCUUCACGGAGAGUGUGA
Messenger RNA from Fomitiporia mediterranea MF3/22, 417 nucleotides. RefSeq lists its product as uncharacterized. Bases 1 to 417 code for a protein of 138 amino acids. The transcript is spliced from 2 exons. Lineage: Eukaryota; Fungi; Basidiomycota; Agaricomycetes; Hymenochaetales; Hymenochaetaceae. The record is from RefSeq and is a predicted model, not a curated record.